Molecule: messenger RNA, 1729 nt
Organism: Prosopis cineraria
Lineage: Eukaryota; Viridiplantae; Streptophyta; Magnoliopsida; Fabales; Fabaceae
Product: probable protein phosphatase 2C 60
Exons: 12
Coding region: 412-1488 (358 amino acids)
Biological process (GO): protein dephosphorylation
Molecular function (GO): cation binding; protein serine/threonine phosphatase activity
Source: RefSeq, a predicted model, not a curated record
UCGACGAGUCGCUCAGAAACUCAGAGGCACUGAUAAAGGAUUGUCCUAUGAAAAUUCUACUAUUUUUCUUAUCACUUGCCGCCGUACUACUUCUCCUUCCUAUCUCUUCCCUCUCCCUUCUGGUCCAAAGCUGUCGCUUUCCUCGAUUCUCUCAACCCCUUUAAACUUUCUCAUCCUUCCCUAUCCUCCCAGAAAACUAUAAAAUAUCCUUCUAGGUCUUCCUGAGUCGCUGAGAGAUACUUUCAAGUCACUCUCAUUUGCCGUUGGUUUCAUUUUAACUCUGAUAGUCUGAUCUCCGACUCUGUGCGGGCCUCUGUUGGCUGAGUGUUGCUUCUCUCAAAUUGUAUCAUGCAACAUAUUUUUGCCUCGGAGAUAUUAAAGUAGCGCCUCUGUGCCUGAGUUUAGAGAAGAAUGGGGGUUUACCUUAGCACUCCUAAAACUGAAAAGUUUUCCGAAGAUGGUGAGAAUGGCCAUCUUAGAUAUGGUUUAUCGUCCAUGCAAGGAUGGCGUGCAACAAUGGAAGAUGCUCAUGCUGCAUAUCCUGAUCUGGAUGCGUCCACUUCAUUUUUUGGUGUUUAUGAUGGGCAUGGAGGGAAGGUGGUUGCAAAGUUUUGUGCCAAGUAUCUUCACCAGCAGGUGCUUACAAGUGAAUCAUAUCAAGCAGGAGAUAUAGGAACCUCUCUUCAGAAAGCCUUUUUCAGAAUGGAUGAGAUGAUGCGUGGCCAAAGAGGAUGGAGGGAAUUAGCAGUCUUGGGGGAUAAGAUGAACAAAUUUACUGGGAUGAUAGAAGGGUUGUUUUGGUCUCCCAGAAACAGUGAUAAUAAUGUUCACGUUGAUGAUUGGGCUUUUGAGGAGGGCCCCCAUUCUGAUUUUGCUGGACCAACUUCAGGAAGCACAGCAUGCGUUGCAGUUAUUAGAAACAAUCAGUUAGUUGUUGCGAAUGCUGGUGAUUCACGUUGUGUGAUAUCUAGAAAUGGUCAGGCAUACAACUUGUCAAGAGAUCACAAACCUGAUCUUGAAGCUGAGAAGGAUAGAAUUUUAAAAGCGGGUGGUUUUAUUCACGCGGGACGAGUUAAUGGCAGUUUAAAUCUGGCCCGAGCUAUAGGUGACAUGGAAUUUAAACAGAAUAAAUUUCUGCCCGCUGAAAAACAAAUUGUGACUGCCAAUCCUGAUAUAAACACUGUUGAGCUUUGUGAAGAUGAUGAGUUUAUGGUGCUAGCAUGUGACGGCAUAUGGGAUUGCAUGUCAAGCCAGCAGUUGGUAGAUUUUGUGCAUGAACAACUGCGUUCGGAAACUAAACUCUCUGUGGUGUGUGAAAGAGUUCUUGAUCGGUGUUUGGCACCGUCAACUGUGGGCGGCGAGGGAUGCGAUAACAUGACAAUGAUAUUGGUGCAGUUCAAGAAACCCACUCAAUUCACAGCAGCAGUAGCAGAAGAGCAAUCCUCUGAAGCUGAAGCUAAUACGGAGGAGAGAAGCCAGAGUGAAUGAGUGGGCUUUGUUUUCCAAAUGUAGAUUGUAUAGUGUGUGUGACUGAUCCACUGGUUAGAAUAAUACACAAACGCAACAAUCCUCCGUAUUUGAUGUAUAAAAUAUCAAAUGUUGUACCUUGUCGCCUCCUCCUUCUUGCGUUUGCUUCUGAGCUGCUCAUUCUGCUUUGCUGCGUUUGUAACUCUUAAUCAUCAGUAUUUGUAAAAAUUUAUAAUUAUAAUUGUACCAGUUUUAUCCCCUA